Urocitellus parryii (Arctic ground squirrel) is the source of this 4281-nucleotide messenger RNA. The record is from RefSeq and is a predicted model, not a curated record. NCBI's taxonomy places the organism in Eukaryota, Metazoa, Chordata, Mammalia, Rodentia, Sciuridae.
AUAAAAACUGUAUUUCAGGUUUUUUUUUCUUUGCUUAAAAAGAACCCUCAUAGAACGGACAUGUCUUCAGAUUGGCCUAUGCAGACUACUGAGGAAAUCGUGACAACAUUAUGACAUUUUGGCCUAAGAUGUUUAAGAUGUAAUAAGCAACUCAUGAUUUGUGAGGCACAAUGUGUGACACAGAAGUCCAACUGCUGGCCAUUUUAACUUAAGGGCAGCUAAGGGCUCCCCGCUUUGCUUCUGCAAACCUCACCCCUCGCCCUCCACCAGGCGGUCGUCACCAGCUGCAGACGCCCGCACCCCGGGUGCGAGGCAGCCCGCGCUUUUCCGCCCCCGUUCUGGGGGCCAAGGCCGACGCACCCCGACGCCUGGGCGCGCGCCCUAGGCACACGUGACGGUGUGGGGAGGGCAGUUUUCUUCCUCCCCUCCCCCUUCUGAAGUCCCGCCUCCUCUUGAGAGGUUACAGCUUUUUAUUGCGCCACCAACAGAAUGACCCCCGUCCAAGCCAAUCAGAAAUCUAGUCCUCACGUAAGACCCGCCCCCAAUUGGUCCUCAGGUUCCUUCCCGCUCACACCGGAGUCACUUCCGAAGAGAGAGAACCGCCAUGAAGAGAGAAGGGGGUGCCGCCCACCUCUGUUCCGACAGCCUCCCCGAGUCCCAGCAACAAGACGGCAACCACACACCCAACUUCUCCAGCCACAGCUCAUGCCGCCGUCGCCAGCGGCGCCGACAUGACAAGGCGCUGCAUGCCCGCUAGGCCAGGUUUCCCCUCAUCCCCAGCCCCGGGGUCGUCGCCCCCGCGCUGCCAUCUGAGACCCGGUAGUACCGCCCCUGCUGCAGCGGGAAAGAGAACAGAGAGUCCUGGGGACAGGAAGCAGUCAAUUAUAGAUUUCUUCAAACAAGCUUCAAAACAAGAUAGACAUAUGUUGGAUUCUCCACAAAAAUCAAACAUCAAAUAUGGAGGAAGUGGAUUGUCCAUCACUGGGACAGAGCAAUUUGAAAGGAAACCAUCCUCACCAAAAAAAUCUAAACCCAAAAGGGUGUCAUCAGAGAAAAGUCCUAUUUUAGAAGCUCUCAUGAAAGGUGUUAAUAAAGAGCAUCAUAAAGAUCGUGAUGUACAUGAGUCACGUCGACCUUGUGUGUCACUAGGCUCCAAAUAUUUAUCCAAAGGAACAAAUAUCUAUGUUCCUUCUUCAUAUCRCUUGUCAAAAGAGAUGAAGUCACUAAAGAAAAAACAUCGGUCUCCAGAGAGAAGGAAAUCACUGUUCACUCAUGAAAAUAGCAGGGAGAAGAAUGAUAGAGAUCGAGGCAAGGCGAAUUCAGACUCUAAAAAGCAGGCCAUGGUGAGAGAAGCCGAAAUCUUCAAGAAUGGCUCCAGAAGUCUUAGUAGCCGGAGCAGCCUAUCCAGACACCACCCAGGAGAAAGCCCAUUGGGAGCUAAGUUCCAGUUGUCACUAGCUUCUUACUGCAGAGAACGGGAGCUGAAGAGGUUGAGAAAGGAGCAAAUGGAGCAAAAAAUCAACUCAGAAAAUUCUUUCUCUGAAGCAAGCAGUCUUUCCUUAAAAUCUUCUAGCAUGGGAAGAAAAUGUACACCGAGGCAGGAACAAAGUAAACAUAAUGAUGUCAUACCUGGAAAGAGUAAUCUUUCAAAUCUGGAAAAUGGACAUCUCUCAAGAAAAAGAUCCUCUUCUGAUUCAUGGGAACCUAAUUCAGCAGGUUCUAAGAAUAAAUUCCCUGACAAGAGAAAAAGGAACUCUGUGGACUCAGAUCUGAAAAGCACAAGAGAAUCUGUAAUACCGAAAGCAAAAGAGUCCAUCCUUGAGAAGCGUCCUGACGGACCACAUCAGAAAGAAAAAUUUAUAAGACAUAUUGCACUGAAGACACCUGGUGGUGUGCUGCGCUUGGAAGAUAUAUCCAAGGAACCAAAUGAUGAAACUGAUCACUCCUCCACAAGCUUAGCACCUUCAAAUUCUGGCUACCAUUCUUCUAGGAAUAGUGACCAAAUCCAUGUGGCAAGUACCAAAGAGACUAAGAUACAGAAACCCCACUUAUCKUUACCUCAGGAAAAAUCUACAAUUAAAAAGGCUAGCAACCUUCAGAAAAAUAAAACUGCUAGCUCUGUGACAUCAAAAGAGACAAAACUUCUACCUUUGCUCUCCCAUGUUCCAAGUGCUGGUUCUUCUCGGGUACCAUUAAAUGCUAAAAAUUGCACUCUUCCAGUUCCUAAAAAAGAUAAAGAGCGUUCCUCAUCUAAAGAAUGUUCUGGGCAUUCUACAGAAUCCUCCAAACACAAGGAACACAAAGCAAAGACUAAUAAGGCUGAUUCUAAUGUAUCUUCAGGGAAAAUUACUGGGGGAUCUUUACGUUCAGAAUGUGGCACUUCUACAAAGUCUCCCCCAGCUGUUUUGGAAGUUGUGCCAUGUAUCCCAAGCCCUACAGAACCUUCAGAUAAAACCCCUUCAGAUAAAGAGAGUUCAGGAAAUUCCAAUGCAGGUAGCAGUGCACUGAAAAGAAAAUUAAGGGGUGAUUUUGAUAGUGAUGAAGAAAGUUUAGGUUAUAACCUAGACAGUGAUGAGGAAGAGGAAACCUUAAAAUCACUGGAAGAAAUAAUGGCCUUGAACUUCAGUCAGACUCCUGCAACUUCAGGAAAGCCUCCUGCUCUUUCUAAGGGGCUUAGAUCUCAGUCAUCAGACUAUACAGAGUAUGUUCAUAGUGGAACUUAUACAAAUACUUUAGACCGUCUAGUGAAAGAGAUGGAAGACACACAAAGGCUGGAUGAACUGCAGAAGCAACUACAAGAAGACAUAAGGCAGGGCCGAGGCAUUAAAUCACCAAUMAGAAUCGGAGAUCAAGACAGUACAGAUGAUGAGGAUGGCCUCUUGGAAGAGCACAGGGAAUUUCUUAAGAAAUUUUCAGUUACAAUUGAUGCUAUUCCUGAUCAUCAUCCAGGUGAAGAAAUAUUUAAUUUUCUCAACUCUGGGAAAAUUUUCAAUCAGUAUACCUUGGAUUUAAGAGACUCUGGUUUUAUUGGACAAAGUGCUGUAGAAAAGCUUAUUCUCAAAUCGGGAAAAACAGAUCAGAUUUUUUUGACAACACAAGGGUUCCUCACCUCUGCUUACCAUUAUGUUCAGUGUCCUAUACCUGUAUUAAAGUGGCUGUUUCGGAUGAUGUCAGUUCAUACAGACUGUAUUGUGUCAGUGCAAAUUUUAAGUACGUUGAUGGAAAUAACAAUUAGAAAUGAUACUUUCAGUGACUCACCAAUUUGGCCUUGGAUCCCAUCAUUGUCUGAUAUAGCAGCUGUGUUUUUCAAUAUGGGGAUUGAUUUUAGAUCUUUGUUUCCUCUGGAGAAUCUUCAACCAGACUUUAAUGAAGACAAUCUAGUUUCUGAAACACAGACAACAUUGGGGGAGAAAGGAAGUGAAGAUUCAUCUUAUAAGCCAAUUUUUUCAACUCUUCCUGAAACCAACAUUUUAAAUGUGGUUAAGUUUUUAGGCUUGUGUACAUCCAUACAUCCAGAAGGUUACCAAGACCGUGAAAUAAUGUUGCUGAUUUUGAUGUUGUUUAAAAUGAGUUUGGAAAAACAGCUGAAACAGAUUCCUCUAGUUGACUUUCAGAGCCUCCUGAUAAACCUGAUGAAGAAUAUCAGAGAUUGGAACACAAAGGUACCUGAACUCUGUCUGGGCAUAAAUGAACUCUCCAGCCAUCCUCAUAAUCUUCUGUGGUUGGUACAGCUAGUCCCUAACUGGACAUCACGUGGAAGGCAACUCAGACAGUGCCUCAGUCUAGUGAUAAUUUCAAAGCUUUUGGAUGAGAAACAUGAAGAUGUCCCAAAUGCCAAUAAUCUGCAGAUAUCCGUCCUGCAUCGAUAUCUUGUGCAAAUGAAACCUUCUGAUUUGUUGAAGAAAAUGGUCUUAAAGAAAAGGGCUGAACAACCAAAUGGCACUAUUGAUGACAGUCUUCAUUUAGAACUUGAAAAGCAGGCAUAUUACCUGACCUACAUUCUUCUUCAUUUAGUUGGUGAAGUUAGUUGUUCUCAUUCUUUUUCUUCUGGACAACGGAAGCACUUCGUGCUACUCUGUGGGGCUUUGGAAAAGCAUGUUAAAUGUGAUAUUAGGGAAGAUGCAAGACUUUUUUACAGAACUAAGGUGAAAGACUUGGUUGCCAGGAUACAUGGAAAAUGGCAGGAAAUAAUUCAGAACUGUCGGCCUACUCAGGUGUCAUUUUAUUAAACAAUUUAUUAAUAGUUUUACUAAGUGGUACUUUUCAUACUUUUGAAACAGA